CGGCGUCUCUCCUCGCGGCAGGCGCGGUGCCCGCCAUCGCCGGGGCGCAGCGUGUUCCGUGUGCCCCGAGCCCAUCGGCCCUUCCCGAGCCUCUCCCGCUGAGCCGGGCCCGGCCCGCGCCCCGUGCGUCAUGGCCGCGUACAAGCCAGUGGUGGUCCAGGCGUGCCCCAAGCUCGGGGAGAAGAUCACGCAGGACACGCUGUACUGGCGGGGAUACAAGACACCUGUUCAGAUAAAGGAAUUUGGUGCAGUAAAUAAAAUUGACUUCUCCCCAGUCCCGCCAUAUAACUACGCAGUCACCGCAUCCUCUAGGGUAAGUGGCUUUUCCGAGGCUUUUAUGCUCUUGUCUUUCAGCUGGUGUCACACAGGGAGAUGUAACGCGCUCUUGUUUUCCCAGAUCCACAUCUAUGGCCGUUACUCCCAGGAGCCCAUCAAGACGUUCUCUCGCUUCCGGGACGCCGCCUACUGUGCCACCUACAGGGACGACGGGCGCCUGCUCGCCGCCGGCAGCGAGGACGGCAGCAUCUGCCUCUUCGACGUCAGCGGCAAAGCACCGCUGAGGCAGUUCGAGGGUCAUACCAAACCAGUUCAUCUAGUGGGCUUCCUGUCUGACAAAUACCGAAUAUUUUCUGGUGGUGAUGAUUAUUCAUCAAAUUUGUGGGAUAUUCCAAGUGCCACAGAAAUCAUAUCUUACAGUGAACAUACUGACUAUGUGAGAUGCGGCUGUGCAAGUAAAGUGAAUGCAGAUGUCUUCAUAACAGGUUCCUAUGAUCACACUGUGAAGCUGUUUGAUGCACGAACAAAGAGUAGUGUCUUGACAAUAGAACAUGGCCAUCCUGUGGAGAGUGUGCUUCUGUUUCCAUCUGGUGGACUUUUAGUAUCUGCAGGAGGUCGAUAUGUCAAAGUUUGGGAUGUACUAAAAGGUGGACAGUUACUAGUUUCACUUAAAAAUCACCAUAAAACUGUAACUUGUUUGUGCCUGAACAGCUCUGGACAAAGGUUAUUGUCAGGAUCCCUGGACAGGCAUGUGAAGAUCUACAGUACUACAUCCUACAAAGUAGUCCACAGCUUCAACUAUGCAACAUCCAUCCUCAGUCUUGCGUUGUCGCCUGAAGAUGAAACCAUAGUUGUAGGCAUGACCAAUGGGGUGCUGAAUGUUAAACACAGAAAACCAGAAGAAAAGAGUGAAAACACUCAAAAGAAGAGACAACCAGCAUAUAGAACCUAUGUGAAAGGAAGAACUUACAUGCCAAAACAGGAAGAUUUCUGUGUCAGCAAACCUGUAAAACGUGUUUUGAGAAAAUACGAUAAGCUGCUGAGGAGUUUUCAAUCUUCCAAGGCUCUUGAUGCAGUAUUGGAGCCACCCAUCAUGCUUCAUACUCCUGAAGUCACGGUUGCAGUCAUGCAGGAACUACAUCGCAGAGGAACACUGAGAAGUGCCCUUGCAGGCCGGGACGAGAAGCAAGUUAAUCUCCUGCUUACCUUUGUGGCAAGGCGUGUGAUUGAGCCUAGAUUUACUCCUGUGCUGGUGACUGUUGCUGAUAUGAUCACUGAUAUUUAUCAGCCUGUGGUUGGGCAGUCAGCAAUAGUUGAUAAACAGUUCUUGAAACUUCAGGAAGCCAUUGGAAAAGAAAUUGACUAUCAAGAAGAACUACUAGAAGUUCUGGGAAUGAUGGAUACACUGUUUGCUACUUUUACUAAGAAAAAAGAUACCUGUCUAGAAGAGAACAAAAGUAAUGGUGUUACAGAGAUCAUUGAAACAAAUAUGAAUUUCUGACACCCAUCACAAAAAAUUUCACAAUUGUGAACUUGAAAGAUGACCUAUUCUCCUGGUAACUUCUUAUACUAGUGACUUUCAAAAUAAGCUUCUCUAUGUUGAAGUUAUGUUUUUUAAACUGUGUUGCUGAAUAGGCUUGAUUACUGAAGACAGAGAAAGAGGACAUUUUCAAGAUUGUCCAUACAAUAUUUUUCAAACAAUUUAGUUUUAAAGUUUUAAAGUUUUAUUUCAGAGUUACACAACUUAAGGAUUUAUAUGGCCUGAUUUUCAGUAGCAGCAGGGCUGCAGGGGUGGCUUCUGUGAGAAGCUGCCAGAAGCUUUCUUCAUGUUUGGCAGAACCAGUCCCUGGUGGCUCCACAGAUGGAUGUGCUGCUGGCCAAGGCUGGGCCAACUAGAAAUGGUGAUAACAAAGUUAUUGUGCAGUUGUAAUUGCAGCCAGAGAAGAGCAGAGUGAGAAGAUGUGAGAACAACCACCCUGUGGACACCAGGGCCUGUGAGGAAGGAGGGGCAGGAGAUGUUCCAGGUGCCGAGAUUCCCCUGCAGCCCAUGGUGAGACAGCCCAUGGUGAGACAGCCCUGCCACUGCAGCCCGUGGAGAUCCAUGGGGAAUGCAGAGAUCCAUCUGCAGCCCAUGGAGGACCCCAUGCUGGAGCAGGUGGAUGCUCCAGCAUGGGGAGGAGAGGAGGCUGUGACCCCAUGGGAGACCCAUGGAGAGAGGGGCCCUGCUCCCAGGCUGGAGCAGCCUGUCCUUGGAGGACUGCACCCCGUGGAAGUGUGAGCCACAGCACUCAAGUGUGAGCUGCAGCACUCUGGGGAGGACUGCUGCCCGUGGGAUGGACUCACACUGCAGAAGUUCAUGGAGAUCUGUCUCCCGUGGGAGGGAACCCCACGGUGCUGCAGGGGAAGGACUCCUCUCCCUGAGCAGUGGGAGAAGCCACAGGUCCUGAGCUGACCUAACCCCUGUUCCCUGCCUCUGUGCCACUGGGGGAGGAGAUGGAGGUGGGAAGCAGGGAGGGGUGGGGGAAAGGUGUUUUUAAGGGUUUCUUUUACUUCUCAUUGUCCUGCUCUACUUUUGUUUAGUAAUAAAUGUAAUUAAUAUCUCUAAGAUGAGCCUGUUUUGCCCAUCAUGGUAUUUUAUGAGUGAUCUCUACUGCUCCAUAUCUCAACCCAUGAAUCCUUUGUAAUAUUUUCUCUCCUCUGUCCAGCUGCAGAGGUGAGUGGGAGAGCAGCUUUGUUGGCUGCCUGGUGUCUGGCCAGCACCAUCUUGAUACAGUUGUGUGUUCAGUACUGUCAGCAGUCAACAGUUUUCUGUUUUUAUUUCCCAGAAAAUAAUUGAUGUUUGUGUAAUUUUAAUGUGUCACUGUCCUUAUUUAAGGUUAAUAGCCAAUCUCACAACAUUGGAAAAGCAAAGAAAACAGGAUACACAUUUGGUAACACUUGACUACAUUGCUUUUUCUCUCCCUGCUUCAUGUCCAUUUAAGAUUACCAUGCAUUCACAGUGCACAGCAGAUUGACUCAAGAAGUGCAUGCUUAUGUAUAUUGUAAAAGUUUAGUUUAAUUUUUUUAAUGAUGCAUAAUGUAAUGAGUGAAGUGCACACCAGUAAGAAAAAUUCAAGUUAAAUAUCAAAACUAAAUUUUUGUGUGUUUCUGUCACUUUCAAUGUGCGCAGUAUGAUGGAAUUUGAGUCUGUUGUUUGAAUGCUAGGAUAGUGGUAUAUUUUAACUUCAAGCAGGGCUGGAUCAAUAUGACUGCAUUGGAAAGAGGUGUGCCAAAUGCUGUUGAGUAUAUGUAGUAUGAUACUAGGGUAGAACUUUGUUCUUAACCUGUUCCAUGCCUUGAAUUUUCCCCAGGCCUGGAAUUUCUCAUAACAGGAAUUUCUUGCAAAAUUAAUUUGGUCAUGUUUGACGUUAAAAAGCAGAUAGCAGCUAGAAUAGUUUUGCAAGUUCUACCUAAAAUCUUAACAAUUGUGACUGAAAAGCGUGGAGUGCUGUCUGGUCUGCCCUUAAAUUACUGUGUGGACAAUGUAUGUUCUUGACUAGUAACUGGGAUUUACUAGUUUUGAAUACUUAGAAUGAUAACAUAAUAAUGAGAAACAUGUUCAAGCAAA
Molecule: messenger RNA, 3883 nt
Organism: Parus major (Great Tit)
Lineage: Eukaryota; Metazoa; Chordata; Aves; Passeriformes; Paridae
Gene: UTP15
Product: UTP15 small subunit processome component
Exons: 11
Coding region: 131-1777 (548 amino acids)
Biological process (GO): positive regulation of transcription by RNA polymerase I; rRNA processing
Cellular component (GO): nucleolus
Molecular function (GO): protein binding
Source: RefSeq, a predicted model, not a curated record